This is a messenger RNA of Candida dubliniensis CD36, 2883 nucleotides long. RefSeq lists its product as uncharacterized. Gene Ontology annotation, molecular function: RNA binding. The coding region runs from base 1 to 2883 and encodes 960 amino acids. Lineage: Eukaryota; Fungi; Ascomycota; Pichiomycetes; Serinales; Debaryomycetaceae. The transcript has a single exon. The record is from RefSeq and is a predicted model, not a curated record.
AUGUCAAACACCGUUGUUCUUAACUUAGAUUAUACUUUUGUCAUUGAUCCAAAAUAUAAUAAUAAUGAAAUUAUUACUUGUUAUGAAACUCAUAAUGGUAUUUGGAGACAAUACACUAGUAAAUCCACAUCAUCAUCAUCAUCAUCAUCUAGUACUGGUUACAAGAUGAUUGAUAAUUUAUAUCCGUUACAACAAAUUGCUGAAACUAUUAAUAAUAAUUCUAAUUCUAAUUGUAAUUCUGUUACAGUUUUAGAUCCAUCAAUUAAUAAUCCAUUAAUUACAGUAUCUAUUAAUGGUGAUGAAAAAUUUGUUAAUGAUGCUAGACAUCAAAUAUUAAUUAAUUAUAAUCGAGUUGGUUAUAAAACUUUAACAUUAAUUGAAAUUGAAUUUAUGAAUAUUAAUGAAACUUUUACUGAUGAAAUGAUGAAAUUAUGUCAACGUUAUGAAGUUGAAAUUAUUAUUAAUAAUGAAAUUAAUUCAUUUAAUAAACCAUCAUUAUCUCAAAAACUUGAUGUUGAAAGAGAACAACAACAACAACAACAACUUUAUUCAAUUCAUAUUGUUGGUAAAUUAGAUAAUAUUACUUUUUGUGAAACUGCCAUGAGAAUUUUAAUUGAUUCUAUUUUAAAUGGAUAUACUAUUGAUUGUAUUGAUAUGGAAUUAUCCAUGAUUCCUAUACUUGGUGGGAUUGAUUUAUUCAAUUUCCAUCAAAUUGCAAAACAAACAAAAGCUAAUAUUUAUGUUCCUGAUUUAUUACCAAAUUUAUUUAAUUCUAAAAUUGUUACCAACAACAAAGAUUUAAAAAUUUGGAUUACUGCUAAAAAUAUUACAGAAUUAUUAUUAACAAAAUUUAUUUUAAAUAAAUUAAUUCAAAAUAAUCAUAAUCAUUUAAUUACUGAAAAAAUCAUUAUGAAUAAAGAUAAACUUGAUUUAAUGAUUUUAAAUAAUCAAAAAAAUUUAUUAAAUAUUAUGUUUAAAUAUGGAGUUUUCAUUCAAUUACCAAAUUUAGGUGAAUUAAAUAAUUCUACGGUUAUGGUUCAAGGUGGUAAUAAAGAAUCAGUUGAUGAUUGUAUUAGUGAUAUUAAUGGUAUUGCUACUAAUUAUUAUACUGUUGAUGCAAUUAUCCCCAAUAUUGUCAAUGAAUUAGGUUUAGUCCAAUUAAUACAACGCAAGAAAACUUGUAAUGCUGUUAUGAAUCAAUAUGGAUUACAAAUCAAUGGACAUUGUGAUGAAAUUAAAUUGAUAUUGAAGAAUUUAGUAGCCAAUGGUAAUAAGGGCAAUAUUUGUCUGGCAAUUAAAUUAAGAUUAGAAUUAGGAAAUGAUCAACGGGAUUUUAUUAGUGGUAAAAAAAAUGGUAAAUUGAUUAAAAUUUUAAAUCAAUUACAAAAUAUCCCUAAAAUUAAUUUCCAAAAUUUCAAUCAAUAUAAUUUUUAUAUUGAUAUUGAAUUAACUUGUCAAACCAUAUUAAUUUUGAAAACUUUAGAAUUAUUGGAAUUGGAAUUACCUCUGGAAUUAAAAUUUAAUAUUCCUGAAGUUUUCCAUAAAUCAAUUAUUGGUAAUGGAGGUUCAAUAAUUCAAUCAAUUAUGAAAAAAUAUAAUGUUUUCAUUAAAUUUUCUACCAUAAAGACUUGUUCAAGUAAUGUUUAUUCAUUGAAAAGAAUUAAUAAUGUUUUAAUUAAAUGUCCUCGUAAAAAUUCUAAAAAUAUUAAAUUGGUGAAAUAUGAAAUUGAUCAAUUAGUUUAUAAAUGUUGUAUGAAUGAUUGUUCAAUAAAUCCAAUUACUCCAAUCACCACUGUUUAUCAUUCAAUUAAAUUUCAAUUAUUGAAAAGUCAUUAUCUUAUGCUUAUUAAUAAUAAUAAAUUGGGUCAAAUUAAUAAACUUGAAAAUGAUUAUCAAUCAUUUAUAAAUUUCCCAACUUCAAUUGAAGAUUUUAACCCAACUGAUAAUAAAUUAUUAAUUGAUAUAAAAGGGUCAGAAUCUAAAAUUAAACAUUGUGCUAAACAAUUGAAAAAAAUUUUACCUAAUAAUUAUGAAUUUAAAGUGACUUUUAAUCCAACAAAAUUUCAUGAUAUUUUUAUGAUUAAUAAACAAAUUUUUGAAAAUCAAAUUGUUAUUCCAUUUAAAAUUUUAUUAGGUAUUGAAAUCAUUGCUAAUGAAACUCCAAUUGAAUCAUCAAAUGUCGACAUUGAUAAUGAUAGGGUUGAACCAUAUCAUCAAUUUAUUUUAUCUUAUUUUAAUGAAAAUGAAAAUGAAAAGGAAAGCCAAAGUAAUUUAGAUAAGGCAAUUGUUUCAUUAACAUUAUUUUUAAGAGAACAAGGAUUUUUAAUUAAUGAAAAAAGAUCAAUGGAAUUCAAUCCAUUAAUUGAACCUGUGGUAUCUACUUCACCAGUUAAAUUACAACAAUCAUUAUUUAAUCCAAUUUCUCCAUUACCUUUACAAUCAAUUACUAAUUUUAUUGAUAUGAGAGCAACACCAACAACAACAAAAGGAGUAGUAUCUCCUCAUAAAAAUUCAACUCAAUUACAACUGCCAGUUAAAUUACAAUUUCUGCCAGGAAAAAACAAUAACAACAAUUAUCACCAAAGCCGUCAUCAAAGACAUCAAUCACUUUGUCUGCCAGUCAAACAACAACCAUAUUACCUGCCAACAAAACAACAAUUUCUGCCAUCCAAAAUGCAGCAAUACCAAUAUCAACAACAACAAUAUCAAUAUCAAUAUCAAUAUCAACAUCUGCCAAUCAAACAAUAUAGUCCUAUAAAACAACCAAAUUUUCAACAAUUCUAUAUUCCAUCUCCAACUGAAACACUUGUUCCAACUACACCUACAACAAGUACAAGUACAAGUACUACAAAUACAAUGACUCCUUAUAUUUAUAGUAUUUAG